UUUUCUCCUUAGUUGAUGACUUUUAUUUUGAAAUGUCUGAAAAUGACGCCUCUUCUUCCGGCUGGAUAACGCUUACAGAAAUGUCAUGAGUAAAAGUGCAAUGCAUUUUAUGUCAAUGAGGCGUUGUAAAUCAUCAGUAUGAAACCUCCAGUGAGUGUCCUGCGGCUGCCCAGAGGUCCGGAUCUGAACAGCCGCGGUUUCGACCCGAACUCCCCCCGAUUCAUCGCGCUGUGUCCUACAUCAAUCUCCUCUUCAUCUUCAUCAUCGGGAACAGGGAUUAAAGAGGAGCAGCGGCUACGAUCGGAGCUGCGGGAGAGAUUUCUGCGGACGCUGUUAGUGAUGACCGACAAAAAAGUGCAGUUCAACAUGUAUGAGAAAGUGCAGGUACGGGCGAAGUUCGGGGCCUCCGACAUAGACGUCCUGAAUUUUCAGGUAUCUGAUUUGGAGACUCCCCUUGGCGUGCAGAAAGAAGCCCUUUUGAGGUGCCAGGAUGUGAUUUCAUGCUCGUUUGAACUGUGAACUCUGGUUGAUGAAGAAGCGCAAGGUUGAUGUUGUGCUGCGAUUCUUCUCUAAACCACAAGAGGGCGGCAGAAGUAUGCUGAUUGUUUAAUGAGUUCAAAGAAAUUGGGUUCAAUUUUUUUCAUGUUGUAUUUUGUAAUAAAAGUUUGCAAUGUU
This is a messenger RNA of Myxocyprinus asiaticus (Chinese sucker), 675 nucleotides long. Its product is annotated as gem-associated protein 7-like. Gene Ontology annotation, cellular component: SMN-Sm protein complex. Bases 139 to 519 code for a protein of 126 amino acids. The record is from RefSeq and is a predicted model, not a curated record. Gene Ontology annotation, biological process: spliceosomal snRNP assembly. NCBI's taxonomy places the organism in Eukaryota, Metazoa, Chordata, Actinopteri, Cypriniformes, Catostomidae. The transcript has 2 exons.